Messenger RNA from Rotaria sordida, 744 nucleotides. The record is from the annotation of a GenBank genome assembly. NCBI's taxonomy places the organism in Eukaryota, Metazoa, Rotifera, Eurotatoria, Philodinida, Philodinidae.
AUGUCAAAUUUGGAAGAACUUGGUUUGUGUUUUGUUAGUCAUUACGGACCAUUAAUUGAUGGUAAUCAUUUGGAAAAGAAUAUAAUUAAUCAUUUGACUAGAUUAAAGAAAUUCACAUUUAAUAUUCGUUCAACUGCUUUUCUGAAUAAGAUAGUCAAUUUACCAUCAAAUGAAGAUAUUCAAAAUACAUUUGAAAAUUUUCAAAAUAAUCGAAUUAUUUCAUCUGUAGAUUAUUUUACAAAAGCAAAUGAACUUCAUUGUCAUAUUUAUUCAUAUCCAUAUACAUGGACACAUUAUUUUACUAUAACGAAUAAUUUUUCUGGUGGAUUAUUCAAAUGUGUUCGUCAAAUAUCAUUAGUCGAUGAACGUCCUUUUGAACGUGAAUUUUUUCUUCGAAUUCAGAAAUCAUUUCCAUUUAUUGAAGUAUUACAUUUACGAAAUGAUGAACCGCCAAAGAAUGAUAACCAACAAUGGUCAAUCAUACAAUAUUCUCAUCUUACUCAACUUGAUCUUAGUGAGAAUCAUGAAUAUUAUGUCGAACAAUUUUUAACUAAUACUAAAACUUGUUUAUUAAAUAAUGUUUAUCUUCGUGUAACUUAUGAUACUUUACGAAGAGUAACGGACAAUUUUACAAGAGAUGCAACACGAGUUAAUUGUUCCAAAGUCAUCGGUUUAUUUUUACAGAAUAGGUCAGAACUUAUUCUCGAUUUAAAAGACUAUUUUCCUCAUGCAGAAAUAUAUUGA